CUUUUGUGAAUGCUGUAUUUAUAAUUAAGUUUUAUAAUUAUUUUAAGUAUGUCUCUUGAAGUUUUUAACGAAUUCCGUAAAUAAUGAAUUUAAUSAUAAUAAAAAAUGUAUUAAAAGUAGUGUUCAUAGUUUUUGUAGUUCAAACUGUAUUUGUCCACUGUGACAAAUCAGUUUGCCAAGGAAAUCAUGAAGUCAAUAAACAAUUUAUAUUCAUAAGUACAUUAGAUGGAAAACUUAAAGCAAUAAAUACUGCUGACGGAGGAACUGAAGCUUGGGAAUUGUCAACUGAGCCAGGAGCAUUGUUAUCUUCUAAUAUUGGCCAACCAGAGUUAUCAAAUAAUGGCCAUUGGGUUCGGAUGAUUCCAUCGWUGAGUGGUGGUUUGUAUAUAUUUGAUGGUGAAAAUCUUGAUCGUCUACCAUUUACAGUUGAUUCUUUAUUAAAGUCAUAUUUUCCAUACUAUGAUGGUUUAUCAAUGUCUGGUGGGAAGAUAAGUCGAACAUAUGGUGUUGAUAUGAGUACUGGUCAAUUAUUAUAUAAAUGUGAUAUGGAUCAGUGUAUUAAUAUUCCAAGUAAUAGUUUUACGAACAUAAGAGGAAAUAUUUUGAUUUUACAGAGACAAACACAAACUAUCCGAGCAUCAGACAUUCUUACUGGAAUAGAAAGGUGGAAUUUUAGUGUUGGGUUACAUGACAUAAAAGUAAUUAUGGAUUUAAAUAAUAAUAAUUGUCAUACCACAAAUCCUAGUAUCAAACUUGAUUUCAAAAUAAAUAUUCCUAAAGGAGUUGUAACAGCAGUAGCGUUUGACCAGCCUCAAGAAAUUGUUUGGACUCAYAAAUCAAAGUCCCCCAUUGUAAAUGUUUGGAAAUUUGAACAUGGAAAAAUCGAAUCAAUUGAUUUAUUUAAACAAGAUCACAAUGUAAAUUCUAUAGAUCCUUUAAUUUAUCUUGGGAUGCAUAAAAAACAACUGUAUAUUCAAGAAAAUGAUAAAAUUUUUACAAUUAACCCAACUUCAUAUCAACAAUCAUUAAUUGGAGAGGAUGAAAUGAAUAAAUCUAGGAUUCCUUGGAAACCAAUUUCUAGUAAUGAAAUGGACAUGAGUAGCAAAAUAACAACUAGUGAAAAACAAGUUACUAAUCUUUGUCAAAACAAACAUCAUGUUCGAGCAAAAAGUUUGUCAACAAUGAUAAUGCUUCCAGAAAGCAGUGAAGAAUUAUCUGACAUUUUAAAUAACCCUCAUGCAUUACGAUCAUAUAAUGAUAAAAGUGAUUCAUCUUUUAUUGUUUUUGACAAUAAAAUAACAGACACUAAUGAAGAUUGCAUAUUAGACAUGAGUUCAGAUAACUUAACUAAGGGUAGUAAACGGCGGAGGUAUAAAUCAGAGUGUGAUACAACAAGUAAUGCUCACAGUGAUCGAAAGGCAACUAGACAUUACUUAUAUAUACAAAUGCAACUCUGUCAUAAAAAUAGUUUAAGAGAAUGGUUAAAAGAUAAUACUAAAAAUCGAAAUAUGAAGUAUAUUUUAAAUAUUUUUAGCCAAAUUAUACAAGCUGUUGAAUAUGUUCAUUUGCAAGGAUUAAUACAUAGGGAUUUAAAACCUUCAAAUAUAUUCUUUUCAUUAGAUGGCCAAAUCAAAAUAGGUGAUUUCGGUUUAGUUACAGAAAUGAUAGAAUCUGAUGAAGGGAUUACUAUACACAAUAAUAAAMAAAAAUGGUUAAAUGAACAACACACUGAUCGAGUUGGUACCCAAUUGUAUAUGAGUCCAGAACAGAUAUCUGGAAAGCCAUAUAAUUAUAAAGUUGAUAUAUACUCCCUUGGAGUUAUAUUCUUUGAAUUGCUCAAUCCUUUUACUACUGAAAUGGAAAGGUACCAAACAUUAACUCAACUUAGAAAUUAUAUUUUUCCUUCUCAUUUUUUGAAAAAUUUUAAAAAUGAAUAUGAUUUGUUGUGUUUAAUGUUAUCACCAGAUCCAACAUUACGCCCGACUACAUUUGGYAUUAGAUCUAGACUACCAUUGAGUUUCCCUGAUUCAAAUUUAGAUUCUUCAUUAAUUGAUAGCAAUUAUGAGUUUGAAUUACAUAACAGAAAAAGUAGUASUAUAAAAGUGUCAAAAAACUAAUACAAGAUAUGUGUUUUAUAAUUUAUUUUGGUAAAAUAUUUUUUUCAUUUAUUAACUUAAWAAUGAAUMAUAUAUUA
Diuraphis noxia (Russian wheat aphid) is the source of this 2194-nucleotide messenger RNA. It is a transcript of the gene PEK, whose product is annotated as pancreatic eIF-2alpha kinase. The record is from RefSeq and is a predicted model, not a curated record. Gene Ontology annotation, molecular function: ATP binding; protein binding; eukaryotic translation initiation factor 2alpha kinase activity. Lineage: Eukaryota; Metazoa; Arthropoda; Insecta; Hemiptera; Aphididae. Gene Ontology annotation, biological process: eiF2alpha phosphorylation in response to endoplasmic reticulum stress. Gene Ontology annotation, cellular component: nucleus; cytoplasm.